UUUAAUAGAAAAUAAAAUGCAGCACUCCCAGCAAAUAUGAUGGCGGCUAUUAUGAGAAAAGAAAGAAAGAAGGAAAGCGAGAGCGGAGGAUACUCUCUCUCUUUCCCUCUGUGGUAGUAUAAGGAGACAUGGGGAAGAGAGAAAAGCAGACAAAAGAGAGAAUGAGGAAAAGGAAAAGGAAAACGGGGAUGAUGGGGCUAGGCAGCAAGAAGAGAGAGAGAGAAGGGGGGAGCAAGAGAGAGUCUCCGUUGUGCCACGUGGCGAGGUAUGAGUGGUUGAGUGCUUUGGGCUUCAACAACAUACAGCAACGCCAUCAACAUCAACAACACCAACACACAGACUCUAUCUCUCUCUCUCUCUCUCUCUCCCCCUCUGCUGCCAUGUCAGAGCGUAACCCCGUCCUACGACCCGGCGAUUCCGUAUUUGUAUGCUUCUCUCCCUCAAAUAAAACUCUCUCUCUCUCUCUCUAUUCGUUUAUCUUCUGUUCACUCUCUUUCUUUCUUUCUCGUAUUUCUCAUCUAUCUCCGAGUAUCUAUACCCUAACCUAUUUCCUUCUCCUUCUCGCGCUGUCUCUCAACCUGAGACUGUCUUCUCUAUAUCAUUCUUUGAUCCAUUCAUUUGAUAGGAACAUAACAUCUUGGUCUUGCAGCAGAAUGCUGUCCAGAAGCUUUGACCUUUCAACCAUAUAAGCAACUAAAAAUGUACUUCUGUAACAUUUGACCGCCAUGUACAAUCUGGGUUGAGAGAUGAAGGAAAACGGUUCAUCGAAUAGUAAAAUGAUCAACAGAAACUGGGUCUUGAAGCGCAAACGGAGAAAACUCCCUUGUGGUCCAGUUAUAUCCAAUGGUAAAGAAGUUAGUUCUGUGGCAUCAGAAACUCCAAAGAAUACUUCUUCGGCCAAACGCAGGCUGAAGAGUGAAACUAAAUCUGAGCGUUUUUCUUCCAAGAAGAAAGGGAAUGAUGGGCGUGUACCCCUUUCUCCUGAAUCGAAGCACUUGUAUUACUUUGAAUGCGUGAUCUGUGAUCUUGGCGGUAACUUGUUAUGUUGUGAUAGUUGUCCCCGGACCUAUCAUCUCGAGUGCCUUAAUCCUCCUCUGAAGCGCAUACCAAUGGGGAAGUGGCAAUGCCCUAACUGCUGUCAGAAAGGUGAUCCGUUAAAACCAAUGAGCCAACUUGAUACCAUUUCAAAACGGGCAAGAACAAAGAUAGUCACUGGAAAAUCAAAAAUUGGAAUUCAGUCAUCUGACAUGGACAAAGUAUCACGGAUUUUUGGAAGCUCUAUUAUUGCAAAGAAAAGGUCCUCCAGCAAAGGAAAAUCUGUCAAAUUCCUUGAACAGAAACCCGUCCCUUCCCAAAUAGAUGUAUCCUGUAGCACCAAGCCUAGUCAUCAAUCCCUUGCACUGCUUGAAGAUAAUUCAUUCUGUGUGAGUGUUGAUGAUGAGAAGAAAUCUAAUAUAUCUCCCGCAGACUCUCCUGCAGACAGGAAAUCAAACUCUCCUGCUGAGGAAAUUUCAUCCCAUUCUGAAGUUAAAAAUUCAGAGACAGCUAAUGAAGCUCCUGAGGGGAAGCCUGCUUCACUUAGAAACAAUGUAUCUACUGGGAAAACACUUGUUCUUGCAAUCAGUGCUGCCACCAUGGAACAUAGAAAAAGGAAACAGAAAGUCAAUGAUGAUAACAGCCAAAAGAAGCAUAGGACCAAUGAAGGAAAGUUUAGAGUUAGUACUUCUAAGAAACGUGGAUCCAAAGCAAAUAGUAAGUCACAUAAGAAGCGCAAGUCUAUUCACCGUGGGGUUUCCACCGCUUUGUCAAAGGAGGAUAUAGGAAUGACAAUUUUAGAUGUGCAGAGAAAAGAUGAGAAACUUCUGCAGGAAGCAACAAGCCUGUCACAUGAGUUGAAUAAAGCAGAUAACAUGGAUGAAGCAGUAAUCUGUGGAGAAGGCAUCCCUGUUGAACCUCUGCAGGUUGAUCGGAUUCUUGGGUGUCGAAUUCAAGGUGAUUACGUGGCCUCUUCACGCCACUUACCUGUGUCUGUUACUGUUGACCUACGUUCUGAUGACUUACUAAUUUCAGAAAAUCAAAACAUACUAUCAGAAGAAAACUCAGCUUGUGAUACUGAUAUAGAUGUUGUGGCUGGUGAAAAUCUUAAUGAGGGUUGUCAGAAUAUUGUUAAGACUUGUGAUAGGGAAGAAAGCAUGGUGAAUGAAAUGAAAGUCGAUAAAAUGCAUGUAUACAGAAGAUCUGCAUCCAGAGAAUGCAAAAGAGGAAACACCAUGGUUUGUUUACAUGAAGAAAUCAAGGAGUCAGAUUCGAGUACCGUAAAUGGCAAAGAUCAAGAUGAAUCUGCUACAAUUACAGAAGAUUUGGAAAAAACAAAUGAAAAGUUGGUUACAGAGAAGAAUACUAAUGUUAGUUUGAGAGAUCAUGGUAACAAUGAAGUUCCAAAAAUAUGGGAAACACAUGUCUCUAAUGGAACCAAAGAUGACAAAGAAUCAGAUUUAGGAAUGGAAAUGAGAACCUCUGCAGACAAGAAAAAUCACAAGGCCACCCCGGCUGAAUCUGCUUGUGUUGACAGAGAGACAGUGUUGUAUGAGUUUUUAAUUAAGUGGGUAGGUAAGUCUCAUAUUCAUAAUAGCUGGAUUUCUGAAUCUCAGCUAAAAGUUCUGGCAAAGAGAAAGCUAGAAAAUUACAAGGCAAAAUAUGGGACAGCUGUAAUAAACAUCUGUGAAGAGCAGUGGAAGCAGCCCCAGCGGGUGAUUGCUCGCCGUAAUCUCAAAGAUAGGAGAGCUGAAGCUUUUGUAAAAUGGACAGGUCUCCCUUAUGAUGAAUGCACUUGGGAAAAAUUAGAUGAAUCUGUUCUUCAAAAUUCUUUGCACCUGAUUGAUCUUUUUAAUCAAUUUGAAUGCCAAACAUUGGAGAAAGACUCUUCCAAGGAUGCCUUAACAAGGAAGGGUGACUGUCAGCAAAAUGAGAUAGUAACUCUCACAGAGCAACCUAAGGAACUAAAAGGAGGUUCAUUAUUUCCCCAUCAGCUUGAAGCUCUUAAUUGGUUGCGUAAAUGCUGGCAUAAAUCCAAGAAUGUGAUACUUGCUGAUGAAAUGGGUCUUGGAAAAACAGUUUCUGCAUGUGCUUUUCUCUCAUCUCUGUAUUUUGAGUUUAAAGCUACUCUGCCCUGUCUAGUGUUGGUUCCACUUUCCACAAUGCCUAACUGGCUGGCUGAGUUUUCAUUAUGGGCUCCGAACUUGAAUGUUGUGGAGUAUCAUGGUUGUGCAAAAGCAAGAUCCAUGAUUCGCCAAUAUGAGUGGCAUGCCAGUGAUCCAAGUGACUUGAAUAAGAAAACAGCGGCCUAUAAAUUUAAUGUUCUUUUAACUACAUAUGAAAUGGUACUUGCUGAUUCCUCUCAUUUGCGUGGAGUUCCUUGGGAAGUUCUUGUGGUUGAUGAAGGUCACCGCCUGAAAAAUUCUGGAAGUAAGCUUUUUAGCUUGCUCAAUUCGUUCUCCUUUCAACAUCGUGUACUGUUGACUGGUACACCUCUUCAAAACAAUAUCGGUGAGAUGUAUAACUUGCUUAACUUCUUGCAGCCAGCUUCAUUUCCUUCACUCUCUUCAUUUGAAGAGAAGUUUAAUGAUCUUACAACUGCUGAAAAAGUGGAAGAAUUGAAGAAACUUGUUGCUCCGCAUAUGCUUCGAAGACUUAAAAAGGAUGCAAUGCAAAAUAUUCCCCCUAAGACUGAAAGAAUGGUUCCUGUAGAGUUGUCAUCCAUCCAAGCAGAAUACUAUCGUGCAAUGCUAACAAAGAACUAUCAAAUAUUGCGGAAUAUUGGGAAGGGGGUUGUCCAGCAAUCAAUGCUAAAUAUUGUGAUGCAGUUAAGAAAAGUUUGCAAUCACCCAUAUCUCAUACCUGGUACUGAACCUGAUUCUGGAUCGGUAGAAUUCCUUCAUGAAAUGCGGAUAAAAGCCUCCGCCAAGUUGACUUUGUUGCAUUCUAUGCUUAAGAUUCUAUACAAGGAAGGUCAUAGAAUCCUUAUUUUCUCACAGAUGACCAAGCUUCUUGAUAUCCUUGAAGAUUAUAUGAAUAUAGAAUUUGGGCCUAAAACAUAUGAGAGAGUGGAUGGCUCUGUCUCAGUGGCUGAUCGACAAACAGCAAUUGCACGCUUUAACCAAGACAAAAGUCGCUUUGUCUUCUUGUUAUCAACACGGUCUUGUGGUCUUGGGAUCAAUUUGGCAACUGCUGACACUGUCAUUAUAUAUGAUUCUGAUUUCAAUCCGCAUGCUGAUAUCCAAGCUAUGAAUCGUGCACAUCGAAUUGGACAGUCAAAUAGACUUUUGGUAUAUCGACUUGUAGUUCGUGCUAGUGUUGAAGAGCGGAUCUUGCAGCUUGCAAAGAAGAAACUGAUGCUUGAUCAGCUUUUUGUGAAUAAGUCUGGAUCACAGCAAGAAGUGGAAGAUAUUUUGAAAUGGGGAACAGAAGAACUUUUUAACGAUUCUCCUAGUACAAAUUUGAAAGAUACAGGUGAAUGUAGUAUUAACAAAGACGAGGCAGUAGUGGAUACAGACAAUAAGCAUAGGAAGAGAGCUGGUAGUCUAGGGGAUGUGUACCAGGACAAAUGUACAGAUAGCAGCAGCAGGAUCAUGUGGGAUGAAAAUGCUAUUUUGAAACUGCUUGACCGUUCAAAUCUUCAGUCUGGAUCAAGUGAUAAUGCUGAAGGGGAUUUGGAAAGUGAUGUGCUUGGCUCAGUGAAGGCACUUGAAUGGAAUGAUGAACCUACAGAAGAACAAGGGGGAGCUGAAUCUCCUCCCAUUCUUACUGAUGAUAUCUGUGCUCAAAAUCCUGAAAGGAAAGAGGAUAAUGCGGUGAUUGGUACGGAAGAAAAUGAAUGGGAUAGACUUUUACGUGUGAGAUGGGAGAAGUAUCAAGUGGAGGAGGAAGCAGCUCUUGGUCGAGGGAAGCGCCUGCGGAAAGCUGUUUCUUAUAGGGAAGCAUAUACUCCACACCCAAGUGGAACAAUGAGUGAGCAGAGUGGUGGUGAAGAGGAACGAGAGCCAGAACCAGAACCCGAGCGGGAAUAUACGCCAGCAGGACGUGCUCUAAAAGCAAAGUUUGCUAAACUCCGUGCCAGACAAAAGGAACGGCUUGCUCAGAGGAAUGCAUUUCAGGAGUCUUGUCCUGGUGAGGGAAUGCCUGGACCUAAUUCGGUCCCUCAAUGCCCUUCCACUGAUCCCAAAGAAGGGGAGGAGACCAAAUUACAUCAAACUAUCAGAGAGAAUAUUUCAGUAAUUGACUUAGAGGAUGACAAAUUAGUUCAGCCAGUAGUUAGUCCAAAGAAUAAGGCUGACUCGCCUUUAAGGCUGGGCAGAAUAUCAAAGUACAAAAUGAGUAGUCAUCUGGAUUUUCCUGUUAAUCCACUUGGUCACCCAUCUCCUGACAUUUUCCUUCCAAGUCAUCAUCUUCAAAGCACGAACUACACAAGCUCAGUGCUAACCAGUAACUUGUUACCAGUUCUUGGACUUUGUGCUCCCCAUACUAAUCAGGCAGAGUUGUUGUAUCAGAGCUUGUCAAGAUCAAAUGGCAGACAAAGUAAGCUGGGAACUGGACCGGAGUUUCCAUUCAGUCUAGCUCCUUGCUCCAGGACUUCAAUUGAGACAGAUGUAAAAAAUCAGGACUCUACCUUAGACAAAGCAGAGAAACCAGAUGCAUCUGCAGAAGGCUUGCAACAGCGUUUUAAAACCAGCAUCCUGGAUAACUGUCCCUUAUAUUUUCCAUGUCCUCCAGCUGUCCAAGGAAAAGCUUCUGAACGUUUAGAAAGUUCUGGUCCUACUUUCUCUAAUUUUCAAGAAAAGAUGGCAUUGCCGAGCUUGCCAUUUAAUGAAAAAAUGCGGUCUAGAUUCCCACUUUCAGCAAAGACCAUGCCGAGUCCACAUCUUGACUACUUACCUAGCUUAUCAUUAGGUAACAGACCUGAAGCUGUUAAUGGCUUUAUGCAGGACCUCCCAACAAUACCAUUGCUGCCCAACUUAAAAUUGCCGGCACAGGAUGCAGUGAGAUAUCAUCAGCAGGAGGAGGCACCGCCCAAAUUGGAUCUGGGAAAGAGGCCAACCACAUUUUCCUCGUUUCCUGAAAACCAUAGGAAGGUGCUUGAAAGCAUAAUGAUGAGGACAGGGUCGGGAUCAAGCAACAUUUUUGGAAAGAAAUCAAAAAUAGAAAGCUGGUCUGAAGAUGAACUCGAUUUUUUGUGGAUUGGUGUUCGUAGACAUGGGCGGAGAAAUUGGGAGUCUGUGCUUAGAGACCCCAGGUUAAAAUUUUCCAGGUAUAAAACGUCAGAAGAUUUGUCAGCAAGGUGGGAGGAGGAACAACUCAAGCUCUUCGAUGGGUCAACUUUUUCAGUGCCAACAUCAACCAAACCAACAAAGUCUACCAAAUCCUCAAUGUUUCCUGGCAUCUCUGAUGGAAUGAUGGCUCGGGCCUUGCAAGGUAGUAGACUUGCUACACCCCCUAAGUUUCAGACCCAUCUGACAGACAUGAAAUUGGGUUUUGGUGAUCUUGCAUCCAGUGUGCCACAUCUUGAAACAUCUGAUCGAUUUGGUUUGCAAAAUGACCAAUUUGUACCUAUACCAACUUGGAAUCUUGACAAGCAUUGGAUAAACCUUCCUGGGGAGUCUUCUUCUGGACCUUUUGAACGGUCAGGAACUUCUUCUUUAAAUGUACCCAUUGACAAGCCGUUUCUGCUCAAUUCAUAUGGAGCCAGUUGUCUGGGUUCUUUAGGCUUGAAUUCCUCGAGCAGCCUUGAUGUUCAGAGAAAAGAUGAAGAACGGUGUCCCGAUAAGUAUGGGAAGUUGCCUAGUCUCUUAGAUAAAUCGCUAAAUGUUUUGCAUGAUUCCCAUCACAAUUUAGGAGGUGGCGAAUCUGUUGAUACAGUAUUGCUGCCUGAUCCCAGUAAAAGGCUGAAUGUUUCACAUUUGAAGGGCGAAGAAGCAGCUGGAAGUAGUUCUUCAAAGGACAAGCUACCCCAUUGGCUGCGAGAAGCUGUGAGUGUACCUGCAAAACCUCCAGAUCCCGACCUGCCCCCCACUGUAUCAGCAAUUGCACAUUCCGUUCGAUUGCUAUACGGAGAAGAGAAGCCAGCCAUCCCCCCAUUUGUGAUUCCGGGUCCACCUCCUUCCAUACCAAAGGAUCCAAGGUGGAGUCUAAAGAAGAAAAGGAAAUGGAGGUCACAUUUGUUUAGGCGGGUCCCACCAGACAUUGCUGGAAGGAGUCAGGAUUUCCAAAGAAACCUUCAUGAUGAAAAUGCUGCUUCAAGCUUAAUUCAAUUGGCUCCACCGUUUUCACUACAUCCACAAUCUACCAUGGGAACUGCAGGGUUUCCACAGAUCGAAUCAGAUCUGAACUUGCCUGCUCUCAAUUUAAACAUGAUGAACCCAUCAUCCUCUUCCACACAUUUACACCAACGGAGGAGAAAAGACAUGGGAUUGUCCCCGUCUCCUGAAGUGCUUCAGCUGGUAGCAUCAUGCGUUGCUCCGGGCCCACAUUUGUCAUCUGCUUCUGGCAUGACAAGCUCAAGCUUCGUUGAAAGCAAGCUUGAAGUGUCAAAAUCUGUUGACCUAGUUGGAUUCCCGGACCCAAAACAUGCAUUUUCAAAAAAGAAGGCUGAGCAGAGCGUACCUUUUAACGUAUGGGGCUCAACUCCAGGGGAUAAAGUAGACCAUACCGAAAGUGGAGAUUCUAGCAAAACUCAAUCAGACCCCCCUGGGACCGAACAGCCUGAUGUCAAGGAUGUAUCAUCUGAGGGCACUGUCUCAGAUCAUCCUGUGAGUGACCACGAAUCAUAGAGCUAUAAUAUGAGACUGAAAAACUGAACAUAGCUGUUCUUUCAUGCUGCCGAAGUUUCAGGCUCUUCAGCGAUGUGCUCAAAUUUUUGUAGGCAUGAUGAAAUGAGUGAUGAACUAUCAAAUAUAGGUUCAUUAGGAAUUCUAAUGUAAAUGUUUAUGUAAGAAGAAAAUGAAAUAUAGUGCUGCUUGAUUGGUAUUGCUUAA
This is a messenger RNA of Juglans microcarpa x Juglans regia, 8027 nucleotides long. RefSeq names its product protein CHROMATIN REMODELING 4-like. The record is from RefSeq and is a predicted model, not a curated record. The coding region runs from base 747 to 7823 and encodes 2358 amino acids. Gene Ontology annotation, biological process: negative regulation of transcription by RNA polymerase II; chromatin remodeling. The transcript has 12 exons. Gene Ontology annotation, cellular component: nucleus; chromatin. NCBI's taxonomy places the organism in Eukaryota, Viridiplantae, Streptophyta, Magnoliopsida, Fagales, Juglandaceae. Gene Ontology annotation, molecular function: ATP binding; histone binding; DNA binding.